Ascochyta rabiei is the source of this 1188-nucleotide messenger RNA. RefSeq lists its product as uncharacterized. Gene Ontology annotation, molecular function: sulfite transmembrane transporter activity. The coding region runs from base 1 to 1188 and encodes 395 amino acids. Gene Ontology annotation, biological process: sulfite transmembrane transport; transmembrane transport. Gene Ontology annotation, cellular component: plasma membrane. NCBI's taxonomy places the organism in Eukaryota, Fungi, Ascomycota, Dothideomycetes, Pleosporales, Didymellaceae. The transcript has 2 exons. The record is from RefSeq and is a predicted model, not a curated record.
AUGGAUACAGGAAUCAUCUCCAUAAUCAUGAACAUCCUCCCCUGGCAAUUCAACGGCCUCGGAAUAAUCUCGACAAUUAUGUUUGUCUUUAACCUCGUCCUGUUCACUGCCUUCAGCCUCCUCGCCAUCGUCCGCCUCUUCACCUUCCCGCGCCAUGUAAAAGCCGAAUCCCUGAACUCAGUCGAGGAAAUGUCCUACCAGGGCGCACCCGCAAUCGCGUACCUCACGCUCGUCGCCCAAGUCGCGCUCACAUGCAGCACAGCAUGGGGUUUCCGGCUCACCGUCCUCGCAUACGUGCUGUGGUGGAUCGGGUUGGUGUGGUGCGUAACACUGUGCAGCGCGAGUGUCAUUGUCCUUGCAAAACGCAGCAUUACAGACGAUCGAAGUUUCUCGCCGGCCAUCUUCCUGCCUUUGAUCGCCGUCAUGACGCUCGGCACAACUGGCGGUAUCGUGACCCGCUACUCGGUUGGCAUGUCUGCGCGUCUCGCUAUUCCCAUUAUCGUGACCUCAUUUAUGGUGAUUGGGUACGCGUUCUUUCUCUCGCUGCUGUACUACGCCAUCUACGCACAUCGAUUACUUGCUGUUGGCCCGCCGAUGAAAGCUAAGCUGCCGAGUCUGUGCGUCACGAUUGGACCGCUGGGACAGUUUGCCACGGCGAUUCAAUUACUCAGCACUGCGGCGAAUACCAGGGGACUAUUUGGAAGCUAUAAUCGAGGGACUUGGCUCACGGCAAGCUCUGCGUCGAGUGUAUCUGCUGCGAGUGAGCUGAUUGCGUUGAUGGUUGUCGGAUUCGGGUUCUUGUGGAUCACAGUUGCGUGGUACAUGAUCCUCGAGGCUGUGGUGCAGAGGAGAAUGCCAUAUAGCUUGACCUGGUGGAGUAUGAUUUUCCCAAUGGGUGUCUACACCACAGCAUUGAUCAACCUGUCCAUCGCAAUGAACUCCGACGCAUUCCGUGGGCUCUCAGCAGCGCUAUUGAUUUUCUUGGUCAUUCUGUACUUUAUGAACUGGGGCUUCACAAUCGGGCGGCUUGUUACUGGGGUUGCAUUGGGCAUUCCGCAGCAACGAGAAGAGGAAGAUGAGCAUGCGAAGCAGAAGGCUAGGGAAGAGCAUGAACGACUAUACGGACUCAUCCAGAGCCAAAGGAACCAACGCGAGCAGGAGGAGGAUCUGCAAGGCGGAAAUGCCUAG